ACAACACCUGAGACCUGUACAAUAUGAUUUAAUAUUGCACCUCAGCCAAGGUGCUUACAAGGACGAAUGACUAGACGGCUCUGUGUUCAAUCGUUUCAAAUUCAUUUCAGGUCGAAGACAUUGUUGUCGUUGCGGUCUUCGCUGACAGUUUCCAUUGAACAGUGCGUGUACGUGCUUUUCAUUCAUUCAUCAACCAGGCUAUAAUAGUUGUCGGGUACCUUGCACAAUUGAGGGCGUUUCCGAUCCCCCGACAGGCCUGUCACCUGAGUUCUAUAAAAACGUUAGUUGUUCUUCAAAAUGAGUCGCAAAAGCAAGAAAGAAAUUGGGCCUCUAGGUGGAAGGCCGUUUCCCUUCCUCAUGAACGAUGAACAAGUCGAGGCCGAGCUGACCGCCCUGCAGAGAGAGCGGGAGAAACUGAUGAAGAAGAAGAAGGUUCUGGAGUUACGACACGAGGUGGCGAGGCUACAGAUGGAGGCGGACUCGUCCCAGCCGCCUCCACCGCCUCAGCUGCACCGGUCAGCAUCUCAGGGGCAGAGGAGGGAGUCCAGACGGUACUCCAGUUCAGAGUCGAGGCGCCAGGGGGAGACAAACACAGUGGUCUACAACAAGAAACCCUCCCCGGACAUAGAAAGGUCCAACAGAGAGCCCAAGACUCCUCCCAGGACCACCCCUGAUGUCACACCUGAGUUCAAGAACCCACCAGGUAUAACAGUCCAGCGGAAGAAUUCCAGGGCAUCUAGAUCCAGCACGUCAAGUCGUACGGAACCCCCUCCUCCUGCUCCUGAUCGCGAUACCCCUGUCUUCAGAAACCCGCCUCCUUUCGACCUUGUCGGCAUGGACACCCUUCGCGGAGCACCGCCGGAUAUGGCCCCGGAAGUGUUCCCUCCGGAGGGGUCAAGGUCAGGGGAAACUGUGACGUCACCAGAGACCAGUUCAAGUGCCCAUUCCAAGCAGAAGGAAGAAUUUCUCCGAAGGAGGAAAGAGAAGAAGGAGGGUUCCUCUUCCCGCCAUGGCUCGGUCCGAUCCACGACUUCGUCUGUGAGACGCUUCAGCGACCUGGGUCACCAGCCUCGGACGGGGACGAUGUCGUCUGUCCGGUCGCACAAGGACGUCGGGGGGUCCCCGGUCGCCCCUCCCCGCCACGGCAAGAAGUCUGACCCCACCAGUCCAACAUCGCCCGGCCAAACGGCACUGUUCGACUUCACCCAACCGUCCGGGUCCGUACGCUCAAGAACCGGAGUCCCCGCGGCGUCUGCUGGCACACCCCCUCCUCCCCCACCGCCUCCCCCUCACCCCUCCGCACUCCCUGCCCCCUUAGUAAUCCAAAGCGGUGCACGAAGGACAAGUUCUGAGCCUGUCCAGAGAAACCACGUGGUUGUUCCGGAUUACGGAAGAAAUCCCCCGCAAAGUCCGGAGGGUGCGGUCAGCCUGGCAGACUUUAUCAAACAAGCCGGAGUGAAACAUCAACACAAGUAGCUAUAUAAACUGUAACGGUCAGACUCUAACACCAUUAUCAACAGCAAUUCUAAUAUUUCUCAACUACCUCCUAUGAGUCAAUUGUCUCGAAGUUGUCAAAUCCUUACACAAUGUUAUUAAUUGGAGAAUCCUCUUAACAUUUAAGAGUUAAUUGUGUACAUCAUCGCUAUUUUACUACUAUGGUUCUCAACAUGCGGUUAUGUUUUGUUAUUUUGAUAUGAUAUGAUAGUGCUUACUAGUUACAAUCAUACCUUUUGUAGUAUUUACAUAUGUAACUAAUGCAUUGACUUUCAUCAAUUUGUUGAUCUUUUUGUGUUUUUUUAUGACUUCUCUUGUAAAAAGUACUGAGUUUGGAACGAGCAAGUACUUUUGGGGUAUGGAAAAAUAACUUGAGAAUGUUCCUAUUGCGAUAGAGGACGACAGCAAAUAGAUAAGGCAUUAACUGGCUUCGCCCCUAAGUCGUCACCAAAAAACAUGUCGAAAUGAAAACAGAUUCUGCCGCCAUUUUCUCCACCCCUCACGAUUAUUUCUGGUUUAUCCCUAUCUCUGUAAGCUAUUUAUGAAAUGAUGAACACACUCUUCAUGUGAUAACUAUGAAAAGUAUGUUUUAUUACAAAAUUUGAUACCUGUAUGAGUCGGCUUUGUUCAUUUUGUAUUCAGCUCUACAUUUAUGGCAUGCAGUUCUACAUUUAGCCGCAAUGUGACGCUUUAUAUGUUCAACAUUGACAGGAGACAGUCGCGCUCUAAUGUCUUGCCUCCGAAUUCAAAGUCACACUUUUCACAUACCAUAUAGCCAGCUAGCUCCUAAAAUUACGCAUAUAUAAUCCCUUUCACAAUAGAUGUGGUUAACCUACAUGAAAUGCCAGUUCAUUCCAGUAUGAAAGUUUUCGU
Branchiostoma belcheri (Belcher's lancelet) is the source of this 2367-nucleotide messenger RNA. Its product is annotated as serine/arginine repetitive matrix protein 1-like. Lineage: Eukaryota; Metazoa; Chordata; Leptocardii; Amphioxiformes; Branchiostomatidae. The record is from RefSeq and is a predicted model, not a curated record. The transcript is spliced from 2 exons. Bases 298 to 1476 code for a protein of 392 amino acids.